AUGAUCCGGCACUGCAGCGGCCCGUCGCAGCCUGCGCUAGACAGCUCUAGCCAAUCCCGUAAUGCCAAUCCCGUGAUGCUGCGCCUGCCCGCCGUUCCCUGGCCCGGAGCCUGUUUGUGGUCUCUGUCUCCAAAUUGCAGGCUUUGCGUUGCCAGCGAUCGUGUUUGUGGUUCUGCUUCCUCAGUUGCUUCAGUUUCUGUUGUUCUUGCCUCUUUGGUGCUGCAACAUUGGUCUUGUUGUAUCCCGUCUCUUGGUGCUCCGGCUGCUGGGUCGUCGAAAUUGGGCCCCGAAUCCUAGCCAGGCCUUCAGGCCUCCAGAUCUCCUGUCUGCCUCCUGUUUCCCAAAGCCUUCUUAACCUGAAAGCUCCGGAUUCCAAUUUUUGGAAAAAAAUCUGCAGUGUCUCAAAAUGAAGCCUUUAAAUUCUGUUUCAGCUCCCAAAACUAGUUUCCGCGCGUGAUUCUUACUCGAGUUCAAGUAAGAGAGAGCAAAUUUUCCGGUCAUUUUUUUUUUUU
Molecule: messenger RNA, 512 nt
Organism: Ascoidea rubescens DSM 1968
Lineage: Eukaryota; Fungi; Ascomycota; Saccharomycetes; Ascoideales; Ascoideaceae
Exons: 1
Coding region: 76-297 (73 amino acids)
Source: RefSeq, a predicted model, not a curated record